Molecule: messenger RNA, 3624 nt
Organism: Austrofundulus limnaeus
Lineage: Eukaryota; Metazoa; Chordata; Actinopteri; Cyprinodontiformes; Rivulidae
Gene: mybl2a
Product: v-myb avian myeloblastosis viral oncogene homolog-like 2a
Exons: 13
Coding region: 196-2784 (862 amino acids)
Biological process (GO): regulation of DNA-templated transcription
Cellular component (GO): nucleus
Molecular function (GO): DNA-binding transcription factor activity, RNA polymerase II-specific; protein dimerization activity; RNA polymerase II cis-regulatory region sequence-specific DNA binding
Source: RefSeq, a predicted model, not a curated record
GCAGCCAUUAGCGCCAGUAGGUCACGUGACCGGAGUUUGUUCCGCCAUAACGUGUAGCCGCAGCAGUGUAGGAGCGGUGCUCCAUCUGUCCCUUCAAUUUCAGCCGUGGGCAAAAGGUUUACUGAUACAACGCUCUACCUCCGAUUUGCAUUUUGAGGAACAGCCAGCCAGGCUUUACAGAUACAGAGAGGGGGGAUGUCGCACGACAUGGAAGAAGAGGGAAAUGGUAAACCAUCUGAUUUGACCGCAGCAGAAGAGAAGGAGGAUGAUUGUGCGAUUAAAUGGACCCAGGAGGAGGAUGAAAAUCUCAAAAUUCUGGUUAGCAGCUUUGGGAGAAAAGACUGGAGGACAAUUGCUAGUUUUUUACCAGGACGAACAGAAAUACAGUGUAUGGUUCGCUGGAAAAAACACCUGUGUCCUGAAAUGGUCAAAGGACCGUGGUCCAAAGAAGAAGAUGACAUGCUGGUGGAGCUGGUGGCAAAGUUGGGCACCAAAAACUGGACCGCAAUCGCUAGGAACCUACAGGGUAGGAUGGGAAAGCAGUGUCGUGAACGCUGGUUUAACCACCUUGACCCAGUUCUGAAGAAAACUUCCUGGAGUGAUGAAGAAGACCUCAUUAUCUACAAAGCCCACUGCAUUCUUGGUAAUCGGUGGUCUGAGAUUUCUAAGCUGCUUCCUGGAAGAUCGGACAACUCUGUGAAGAAUCACUACAACAGCACGAUCAAACGCAAAGCAGAGAUGGGCGCGUUCAAAGACGUAAUAGAUGCGGUUUCCAUCAAAAUUCAAACUUUUAUGGAAGAAGAGGUGGACUUCAGGUGCGAUGUUGUAAUAGAUGCAGAUCCAGUGAAUCCUGAACUUAUGAAGGCGGAGAAAGCAAGGCACACCAAGGAGAGUGAAAAAGGAAAAAAGAAGGCUUCUCAAACUCAACAAAACUCAGCCUCCAGAAAAGAUAUGUCCUCCCCUUGUCCUUCUUUGCCCCACAGUUCAGGUUCCAGUCCAAACUCUGUUGUUGCAUCAGCUACUCAGGAGGACCAGAAAAGGUUUGCGGAAGCAGCGUUGAGAAUGAUCGCUGAAGACAUGCUGCCACUCUGUUUUGUUGAAGGCACUGGCUUCAGGUCGUUUAUGAGUACCAUCAGCCCCGAGUACAACAAGCUGUCCCAGCGGAUCAUUGGCCUUCUGCUUUAUGAGGAAGUGGAAAGAACCAUCAAACCUCAGCUCAUCCGUGAACUCAAACAGUCCCUUGCCAAAACCACCGAUGGUAAAAGUUUAAUCCACGUCACUUGUGACCUGUGGGUAGGAGAUUCCUCCAAACAAGCAGACAGUCCCAUCCUUGUCGUGCAGCUCCACUACUUCAACGAUUCCUGGCAGCUCCGUCGCCCUAUCGUGGCCUUUCGUCACCUCAGCCACAACAAACUGAGUGCCGCUGUAGCCAAAGAGGUCGAAGGCGUGCUGCUGAGCUACGGCAUCUUCCCUCGUAGCAUCGGGUAUGUCUUCGCCAACCAGGCCAAAGAGCUCCUAUCUGGAAACAGCUUGUUCUGUGACUACAAGAUCGUGUGCUCGUCGAACCGGGGAGAGCCAGAUGGAGAUGAAAUCUUGACUUUUUUGUCAGACCAGAUGUUUGAAACGGAGCUGCCGUUUUCAAAACUGCAGACCGGGACAAGAGGCAUGUGUAUUGUCAAAAUGUUGCAGACUGUGAUCAAGGAUGCUCUGAAAAAUUCCCGCGUAGUUGAGAACCUGCUCUCACAAGCCCACAAUGUUGUGGCUUUCUUUAGGAGCUGUGCCUACUGGAGUGAGGCUCUGUUGAAGGAGUGCAACGUGUCUCUGUGCCCUUCCUCCAGCAACUGUCGCUGGAACUCCCUGAUGCUGUCUUUACGUCGUAUGGUGCACGAGAACACCUGGAGCACUGUCAUGACGCUCCUGGCUCAGGCUCGCAUAGAAGCCACAGACUCAACCAGUGCUCCUCCACUGGUCAUGGUUAAGAGGGAGCAGGUGGUUGACAUUCUGGGUCUCUUCGGGCCUUUUGAGGAGGCUUUGCAGGUCCUCCAAGGUAAUGGUUUGACCAUCUCUCUUAUCAUUCCCACACUCUUCAACCUUGAUAAGAACCUGGAGAACUGUACCACUAACUACAUCCACUUCUGCAAGGCCCUGCGGACAGGCCUACACACACAUUUCCAGUCUCUGAUUUACCAGACAGACAUCCUACUUGCUACAAUACUCGAUCCCAGGCUCAAAUUGAAGCCAUUUCCUGCUACCAAGCUGGAAUCUCAAGAUUUCCUAACACUUCCCUCAAGAUGGGAGGUUCACAGAAUCUUAUCAGCGUUAUUAAAUGGCAAGAAAACCACGACAAGCAGUGAGCAGACAGAGCAACAGAAUGAGGAAAAGGAAAGUCCACCCAAAGAAACUGGCAGCUCAGAUGACCUCAGUGAUGAUGUCAACAAAAACAACUUAAAGCGCAAGUCCAUCUUCAGCUUCGGCCAGCCUCCUGCAAAGACCAAGUGUUCAGAGUUGGAUCUGUACCUGUCUGAACCAGUGCUGGAAAAUGGAUCCAGUCUGUUUUACUGGAAAGCUGCCUAUCGUUUCCCCCAACUGCAAGACGUGGCCAUGAAGCUGCUGGCCGCGCCCGCUUCCUCCGGGGGGUUUGACCGCCUUUACCCGAUGGCAACGUGUAUCGUAAAAGCCAAGAGGAAUCAUCUCCUUCCUCACACCACAGAGAGACUGCUUCUGUACAAAAACUCUGCUAAAGUUCAACCUGUUAACAAAGUCAAUGGAGCUCCUAAACAGUGAAAGGCCAAGUGACACUUCAGUCAGGCUUUCAUGUAAAUUCAACACACAGACAUACUCGUUACGUUAAACAUAAGCUCUAAAGGUAAACCGUGCUUUACUAGUUACUGUAGUUAUUUUGUAAUAAAAUAAAGCAAAAUUCCAUUAACUGUGUUUGUAAAGGAGUUUUUAUUUUUUGCACAUUGUUGUCAUAUUAUUUGAAUUGUGUCUUAAGAUGGAUUAGAUCAUAGCCCCAGUUUGAAUUUUAUUUUUUAUAUUUUUUUAUUGGUUGUAGUUCAGACUAAAAUGUAUGUACCUCCCAAACAAGGCAGAAAGAGUUCAAAAUGUUUAUAAUUGUUAGAGAAAUCAAGAAAGCCUAAAUAGUUUAACUGUACGCCUGUACCUGUAGUCUUUAAAAUAAAUGAAAAGGUUCUGAUUGAAAUAAAAAUGAAAUUAUGCUCCACGUCUCCACAUAUCAAAAAGGAAAAUUUAUAACAAACAGCAGGUGUUUACGGUUUUUUUGUAAGUGCAUACUCCAACGUGAAGAUGUUCAAUUACCUCAUGUUCUAGUAAAACUUUAUCAAUAAUGUGCACACUUUUGAAUACUGUAUUUUUCUAUGUUCAAUAAACUGUUAGUUAAACACUAUGCACUAUGCAGAGGACUGAAUGAAUUCUUAUUAGCAUUUCGUUGGGCAGUGUGUAAAUCAUAGAAAUUGUAUAAGCAUUUCUUUUUUUUUGUCUGGUGGUUUGAAGGUGCUGAUGGUAGGUUUUUAUAUUGACAAAUUUUUGUUGUGUUAUGAAAAAACAUGAAGUUUUGUCUUGUUCAGAAAACGUACAUUCGUGAAAUAAAGAUGUUAUAAAGUA